Molecule: messenger RNA, 783 nt
Organism: Protomyces lactucae-debilis
Lineage: Eukaryota; Fungi; Ascomycota; Taphrinomycetes; Taphrinales; Protomycetaceae
Product: membrane insertase OXA1/ALB3/YidC
Exons: 1
Coding region: 1-783 (260 amino acids)
Biological process (GO): protein insertion into mitochondrial inner membrane from matrix; mitochondrial respiratory chain complex IV assembly
Cellular component (GO): mitochondrial inner membrane
Molecular function (GO): membrane insertase activity
Source: RefSeq, a predicted model, not a curated record
AUGCUCAGGCCUGCAGUUUACACAUGUCGCUGCCAUAGAAGAGCUUUUCAUGCGACACGGUCUGCAACAAGUCCAUUGGAUGUAGCGCAUGUGGCCUUGCAGACGGUGCACGCUGCGACAGGUGCAUCAUGGGCGGCGACCAUUCCGCUCGUCACCCUUGGCAUCUCCGUCUUGACGAUUCCCAUUGCAGUGCGCUCGAGACGCAAUCAGAUCAGGCUCGCAGCCUUGCGGCCUCUGGUUCAAGCCCAGCAGGCUACGCUCGCAAAACAGGCAAGGGCGACAGCGAUAGACACGAGAAGCUUCCAACGGGAGCUCAAGAGGUUGCAGCGCGACUUUCGCAGGACACUCCACAAGCGGCAUGGGGUUAAUCUACUUUCUAUUCUGGCACUGCCGGCACUCAAGAUUCCCCUUUGGCUCUGCUUUUCAUUCACAUUGCGGAGCAUGGCGGGCAUGGAUAUUCCAUUUCUUGAGGGUGUCGAGACUGAAGAGGGUUUCAAGGUAGAGGGACUGUUGUGGAUGCAGGAUCUGACACGGCCAGACAUGAUGCUCAGUCUGCCUGUGCUCUUCGGCCUUGCGAAUCUGCUCAAUGUCGAGCUCAACAGCGCAAAAGGCGCGUCUCUUCUUGGCAGAGUCCUGGGCAAUAUUGGGCGCUGCUUGGCUAUUGUAUUCAUUCCCAUCGCAGCGCAGAUGCCUGCGGCCCUGUGUCUUUACUGGACGACAAGCGCCGUCUUUACACUUGCACAGAAUCUGGUCUUGAACCAGAUAUGGCCCGUCGAUAGAUAG